CCCGCCCUCCUUUUUAAGACCACUCUCUCUCGAGGCCAAAUCUUUGGACCGACUGCUCUGAAUUCAAGUGCGGGCAGGAGGAACCACGUACUGAAGAUUGCACUGCAAACCCGAAAAAGUCCGGAGGGUUUUACGCGGCGCCGCCAGUGCAGUGCUGGCCGGGAAUGCGCUGGAAAGAUGUCCCACAGCUGCAGCUGCUGCUGCUGACACACUGACAGACGACACGCGCCACGUCACUGCGGUACCUGUUGUCGUGGUUGGCAAGGCAACCGUUCCAGGUGACAGUCCGGUCGGUUAUCCAGCUUCAUAACCCCCCUCCUCUCAAUGCAACUUUUCUUUUUUAGUAAAUCCCAAUCGGACGUUCCCUUCUCGGUGAUCGCCAUCCUUCCCCCACCCCCUUCACCGUUUCCUCCUCCAGCAACAGGUGCGGGUCGGCCUCCUUUAUUCCUCCUCUUCCCCCCCCCUCCCUCCCUCCCCGAGCUCACAUCUCUCGGCUCCCUCUCCGCGCAGGAAGAGCUCGAGACCAACGGAAGGGCACGUGCGGUCUGACGAAGGGGGGGUCGGCCGAAGCAGCUCGAGCUCUUGUUGCGGGAUCGUGCCGCACCUGGCGGAGGCGGAGCGACUGGUCGCGUGGGAGGUGCUCGAGCGAGGAGGGGGAUGGCGGAGGUGAAGGGCGUCGCUCAAACUGGGAUCUCUCCAAUAAUCAUGGAUACCACCAGGAAGGUGCCAGUAAUUCGCAAAUCCCUCAAACCAGCAAGACCAUUACAUCGUUUAUCUACUGAACUAGAUUCUGCUGUCUGUAUUGAUUACCUACCACCAGUUUUACAUCAAAAUGAAGUUUCAUGGAGUGAAGAGAACUGGACCAUUUCAAGUGGAUAUGCACAACGGGAAACCAAGUGGAGUGAUGUUCCAACCUUUAGAAGCAAGCAAGAUCUUAAAGGACAGGAACGACCAAUAGAAAGACGUCAUUCUGGUCAGGGAGAUGGCACAAAGAAGGAUGCAGAGAGGAUUACUUACAGCAGAGAAUUCCUGAUGAAAAUUGCUAGCCUGCCUAUUUCAAAAGAGAAACCAGAGUUUUUGCCAUCUCUUCCUGUUGUAUUAGAGAGGCCAAGAGAGAGGUUGUAUGGAAGUGGACGGGGUUUAUGUUUUGCUUACCAAAAGAUGGCUACCAAUCAUCAUGGAAUUGCUGGCUGAUAGACAGUUGCAAAUCAAGUCCUGAACUCACUUGGAAGGUGCUUAUAUUCUGUUUAAUAUUUCUAAACAUAUCUACUGGACUUUUGGAUCUUUAUGGGAAGAACUCAUCCAACUUUACUCAACAACUGGAAGAUUUUCUUUUUUCAGUGAUGAGGUUCAUGAUUAAUUUCUUUUGAUUCUAAUUAAUCAAGAUGAAGUACCACAUUUGUAAAACAGCACUUUUGGUAGAGUUUGUGCACUUGAAAUAAAUUGAAAAUGGGUUAACAAAUUUUUUUUAUGUAGCAAAUGAAAUACAUAGAAAGGACAAUAUUGUAACUCUGGCUCUCUCUUUUGAGGGAUAGUUAUUGGAUCAGUUACCACAGAGACCAUUUCACAUUCUGGAGGCAACAUGAUAUCCAGAGGCCAAGCAUAAAAAGACAGAUUUUUAAAAAAUCAUUAUGUUUAACAUUUUAAUCUAGACACCUUGUCCGAAACAAAGUCUUCAGUUCUGUGUUUUUCACCUGCAAUGUGUAUUACCUACAAGUGAAGCGACUAGAUUAGAUUACAUAGCUCUGACAAAGUCAUUUUCCUCUUUGAUGUUCUCUUAUAUGUACAAGGCUGGGACUAUCCCAGUUAUCAAUGAGUGAUAUCAAAGAUACAUUCCUUUUAAGAAAGUACGGAAUCAUAUUAUGUUAUCCUUCCUGUGCUAUAGAGAUUUUGAUUUCUGAGCAGUUCAGCUUUUAGAAAAAUCAUUUUUGCCGAACUGUUGUUUCCAGCAACCACUCUUCUGGCAUUAUUGGGAUUAAGAGUAGGUGAGACAGGAUGGAUUUUACACUUCCAAGUUGGAAGAUCAUUCUACAUCUUUUAUGUGUAAAUGAGCAUGUAACCAGAAAUUGGACCUGCUUAUCUCAACUGUCAACCCAUAUGUAACAUUAGACUAAACAGCAGGUCAUAAUAGGUGUAAAUAUCAAUGAGAGCUACUACAUGUACAUGUUUUACAACGUAGUCUCUUUAGAAUUUGCCUUGUGGCCCUGAGCUUAAAAGAUUUGAACCACACACUGCCAACUAGCAGAAGUGCAUUAAGAACCACGAAAAUAAUUUUCCAAAUUUAGAAAUAGUAAGUUAUACUUUAGUACUUUAGUUUAUUGUACAAAAUAUCCAUAUAGAAAGUUAUGAUUUUCUUAUUAUUCAGUGUUAAUUUUGUGCUCUACUUCAUGAGCAUAUGGAGAAUGAAAAUGUGUUGAUAAUAGCCAGUGGUAACUCAGACUGCUUACAGCUUUAUUAUCAAGUCAGAUGGUAUUAUUCACAAGCUUUGAAUUCUUUAAAUCUUCUGGCUGGCAGCAGAAAAGUGGUCAUUUUUUGCUUCAAGAAGUUUACAUUUUAAACUCAGCUUAAAAUCCCUCAUGUAGGCUAAGAUCUUAAGGUAUGUGGUAUUAAACAUAUGUGUAAACAAUCUUGAUUGAGAAUUAAACUGCCUACAAAAUUAUCAUAGCUAGUAGCCCAGCUACCAAAGCAAGUAUAGGUUUAAACUUUAAACUUCAGUCACUGCAUAGAACAAAGGACUGAAAAGGGGUUGAUGACAAAUCUGUGAUGCUCUCUGGUGGGACCUUAAUUGAAUGGUAAAUUAAUUGUUUUGUGCGUUCUGUGUUUUCCAUAAGUUCUUUGUAGAAUCCUAUUGUCGAAAUUGGCUUAAGAUCCAUCAGUGUGCCUUUGGAACUGGAGCAAAAACUUUAAAACUUUUGAUGAAGGGUUCACUCAUUUGGUUAUAUUUUGGCCUGUUGAAUAAAUCCUGAUAUGUACCUUUGAUUUUCUUCAGUCUGCUUCCUGCACCAGUAAUUGAUCCAAUAUGCAUCCACUAACAGUGGAUAAUGAUUAAAUUCAUUACACUUCUGUAACCCAUCUCACCCCCUAAAAUUGUUAGGAACACUAAUAAUACCUCUGAAUUACAGAUGUUUACCACAUAUGUCACAACUGCUUUCCCAGAAUAAUUAUUUCAAACAUCCAGGUGGUUUAAGUUUCCUCAUUGUGGCAUUCUUUAGGUUACUAUGAAUUUAAGGUCUCACUUUCAUUAUUCUAUCCAAUAGUGUAAGUACAUGUUUUGACCAAUACCUUCUGUAAUUUUUGUAAAAAAUAGUUCUAAAUUUAUCUUUAACUAGUUUGACCGUGUGCUCUUUCUCUUCCUUUCAUAUUUUACUUUAAUUAAUUUUCUAUAUUUACAUUUUCAUACUAUUUGACAUCUUAUUUUCCUUCCGUAAGAUCUCAUAAUACAUCUCAUCAAAGCUUACAAUUCAAUGUUCUCCAUUUAUCUCAGAUUCUGAGACUAAGAAUUAACCUUUUGACUUUUCUGCAGUGCUUCCAGUUUUUUGGAAAAAAAAAUGAUGAACCUGUGUGGACAUGUUAUGAUAUAUCUCUGUGGCAGUCAGACCACCAUGUCCAUCUGGCUUACCACUGCAUCACAAAAAUUAUUCAAUCAUUUGAAUGCCUCCUUCAUUUCUCAAUGGCCAGAACUGCACAGAAUAUUCAAGGCAUGGUCCGCUCAGUGCACAAUACUAUUUGAUUGAAUUCUUUUGACAUGGAUUCUAUUGUUUUGGUUACAUAAUUAAAGGUUUAGUUCUUGGCCCUCAGUUAUUUACAAUUUCUAGCAAUUAAAUUGGUAAAGAGACUGAGUGUAAUGUGUACUUAUAAUGUUUGCCAAUGAUACAAAGUUAGGUGGGGGUGUAAAAUGUGA
Messenger RNA from Chiloscyllium plagiosum (whitespotted bambooshark), 3901 nucleotides. Lineage: Eukaryota; Metazoa; Chordata; Chondrichthyes; Orectolobiformes; Hemiscylliidae. The record is from RefSeq and is a predicted model, not a curated record.